GUGUACGAAGAAUUGCAUCUAUAGUAAAUGAGAGAUCGCGUUUAUCUUUAGUUUUGUAAUGAACAGUCGCAUUUUUUAUGAAUAAAUUUUUCAAACAGUAAAUUAUAUAAACAUAAAUAGAUUAAUUAAAUAAAUAUAGUAAUUAUUAAAGAAAAAAAUGGCUACACUAUCACAAGGAGUACCCACGACUCAACGACAUUAUGGGAAUCAACCGGUGCCAUACGGUAUACGAGUGGGUAAUCUUUUUAUAAUCGAGCUUACAAAAGAAAUGUUUAUUGAUAAUGGCUCAGAAAAAAUAUAUUUUCAACAAUGUCUUGAGGCAUACAUAAAUAUUUUAAGGAAAAAACUCUCGCAUAACAAAGAAGAUUGGAUGGGAUUGAUAUUUUGUAGGGCAAAUAAACCUACAGAUGAUUUGAGUAUUACAAAUGAUGAUAAUGAUCCAGAGCCCGAAGGUUUAUUAACCAUACAAAAAUUUAGCUUAAUCGAUCGUGAUAUGUUUUUUGAUAUUUCUAAAGCUUAUACAAAAGACAUUGAAUAUUGGAAAAAUUUGUGUUCUGAUGAAGAGUGUUCUAUUGGUGAUGUUUUAAUCCAUGCAGCUAGGACCAUUAAUGGAGUAAAAAAGGUAAUGUCCGGACGUCGAGUCAUUUUUAUUACUUGCAACGAUAAUCCAUCACCUCAUGAUAUUGAAGAACAAAAUAAAAUAAGAAUAAAUGCUAAAAGCUUCAAAGACAUAGAUAUUAAGCUACAAGUUAUAGGAUUGGGUGAAGAAUUUGAUUAUAAUUGUUUUUAUAAAGAAGUAGAAAUGUUAUCAGAAUUCUCAGGUGCUCGAGAAUUUAAGAUGAUGAAUUUAAAAGACUUAGAGGAAGAUAUUAUUCACCGAUCUCAUGUGGCAGGCCACAUGGACCUGAGAAUACAACCAAAUAUGUAUAUAAGAGUUAGUAUUCAAGGAUUUUGUAAAAGUCGCAAACAUUUACGAGAAAUUCCAGCAAGUAAAGCUACUAAUGAACCUCUUGAUCGAUAUUCGUGGUGGUCAUUUGACCAAGAUAUUUCGGAUGAAUUAGAUGAUGAACUUAAUACAUUUUUAACUCAAAAGGAUCCAGAAACGUUGAAAAAAAUGAUAUCUUAUGGUCAGAGAAAUAUUUUUUUUACACUAGAUGAAUUCCGAAAGAUGCGUAAUAUGCGUCCUCGAGGAAUUGAUCUCUUAGGCUUCAAACCGAAAGAUUCAAGAGAUCCUUUAUAUCAAAUACACCCUCCUCUUUUUGUUGGAUGCCACAGUGGUGCGACAAAAUGUGAAAUGGAAUUUUUUGCUGCUUUAUUAUCACGAAUGAAUGCAAAAAAUCUCAAAGCAAUUUGUGCAGUGACAUUAAAAACUGCUCUACCAACUCGACUAUUCGAAAUGUGGCCUUGUACUAAAUACGGAGGAUUUUACAUUCAUCGAAUGCCAUUUAAAGAAGAUGUACGACAUUCGCUGGAUGAUAUAACUGAAGGGUUUAAUUUUACUGAAGACAACCCACCUCCAAUCAAUGAUCUCGAUAUUAACUUAAUGAAACAUGUUGCUAAAAAAUUAUAUUUUUCAUAUGAUCCUAAAAUGUUUAAAAAUCCACGUCUACAAAAACAAAUGGAUUACGUUGAAAGCUUAGCAUUAGAAUUGCCACCCGGUUCUCCUCCUGUAGAUACUACUUUACCUAAUGAAGAUGAUAUUAAUGAACGACUGAGAAGAGAUAAUUUGCUUCAACGUUAUAAAGAUAAUUUUGGUUGUCAUGCACUUCAAGAGCAGGUGAAAGUUAAAAGAUUAGAGGUAGAAUGGGUACGAAAUGCUUUACGGGAACAACAACUUCAUAAGUAUACCGUAGAUGUAUUAAAAUCAAUGCUAAAGACUCUAGAUCAAAGAAUUCAAGGAAAAAAACAAGAGCUCAUUGAUAGACUUGAAGAGUACCGAGUUAAGCAUCUUGUUGAAUAAAUGUAUUAAUAUUUUUUUUCUCCAUAAAAUGUUCUAUACAAGUUUAAGUUUUCGUUAUUGAUUAGUAUUACAUAAACGUACUAUUUUUGUUAUUCUAAGAAAUUUAUAUGUCUUGUAUCUGUUUUUCAUAAUAAAU
Molecule: messenger RNA, 2096 nt
Organism: Chelonus insularis
Lineage: Eukaryota; Metazoa; Arthropoda; Insecta; Hymenoptera; Braconidae
Gene: Irbp
Product: Inverted repeat-binding protein
Exons: 3
Coding region: 158-1960 (600 amino acids)
Biological process (GO): double-strand break repair via nonhomologous end joining; telomere maintenance
Cellular component (GO): nucleus; Ku70:Ku80 complex
Molecular function (GO): damaged DNA binding; telomeric repeat DNA binding; DNA helicase activity
Source: RefSeq, a predicted model, not a curated record